CUCAAACCUUCCGUCAAAGAAAACAACACCCUUUCACACCCAACAUCUCCUGCAGCCAACUUCAUUUCAGCCCUGCGCGGCCUUCUAGAAUAUUCCCGCCACCAUUGUUCGCCGCCCGCCCCACCAUCCCGUCCACAACCCCGAUCUCCAACAUCAUCAACUCCGCGUCCUCCGCACUUUCUCCCACUUCUACUUCCUCGCCGCACUCCGCUCUUUCUCCUCUCCUCCUCUUCUUCUCUUCUACCAAACCCACAUCCAUCCGAACUCUUAUCCACAGCCCCGACCAUGUCGCGAUCGAUAGAGCUCAAGGAAGAAGGCAACCGCCACUUCCAGGCAGGCGACUUUGUCGGCGCCGAGUCGCUCUACUCCAAAGCAAUCAUCGUCGACCCGAAAAACCCUGCCCUCUACACCAACCGCGCCAUGGCCCGCCUCAAGCUCGCCUACUGGGACUCCGUCAUCACCGACUGCGAGGCUGUGCUCGAGCUGCCCUCGGGCGCGACUAAUAUCAAGGCCCAUUAUUACCUCUCACAAGCACAACUUGCGCUGGGCUCGCCGGCCGCUGCCCUCCCGCACGCUCUUAAGGCGCACGAGCUCUGUGCCGCUGCGAACGAUAAGUCGCUGGCUGCUGUGACGGCCGUGGUGCUCCGAUGCAAGAAGGAGAAGUGGGAGCAGGAGGACCGGCUGCGUAUCCGUGAAGAGCAAGCCCUCGAACGAGAGAUGCUCGCCUUGUUACAAAAGGAGCUGGAUAGCGAUGUGGCGGCCGAAGAGGACGAGAUGGAAAAGUCGGCGCUGCGGGAGGAGGGCGCGGCCAAGAAGGCUCGCCUGGAGGCCAUGUUCGAGCGUGCGCGCUCAAAGGCUGAGCAGCGGCGAGAAGUGCCUGACUGGCUGAUUGACGAUAUCUCCUUUGGCGUCAUGGUCGACCCUGUUAUUACCAAGACGGGCAAAUCCUACGAACGAGCAUCCAUUACUGAACAUCUACGCCGGCACCCCUCUGAUCCGUUAACAAGAGAACCCCUGACUAUGGAGGAUUUACGGCCAAACAUGGCGCUGCGGAACGCAUGCGAAGAGUUUCUCGAAGAAAACGGCUGGGCUGUCGACUGGUAGAGCGGAACAACUUGUAUUUAUUCACUUUGCAUGGUUAGCGAUCUCACUAUUCCUGUACAUUACACCCUCACGUCCUGCGCGCAUCACUCGAUAGGCGUUUUUUCUUUUCUUUUUCACAUUCUUCAGCAAAUACGUUAGAGUGUAGGCGAUGCAUCAUAUACCAUUAACAUCAUAACAUAAUACUAUAAACGUAGACCUAUACAAGAAUACACAGUCGCUUAAACGUCAAGCAAUGCCCCGCGCGCGAAUAAAACAAGAAUAUACAACUCCAGUCUCUAUAAUGAAACCCAAGAAAGGAACCGCAGAAAAAGAGUCAAAAAAGUGUAAAUGCUUUUUUGGAAGGUCGUGAUUUAUAUCGGUCGGCCAUCAUGGUGCAUGUGAUGGCGGUGCGCGUGCAGAUCGUCUUCUCUACUACGGCUGCGACUCUGGCUCUGCUCGCCGCGCUCGCGGCUACCGCUGCCGCCUCGCUUCUUCUGCUCCUCUUCCUUGACAAGCCCCAGACGCUCCUCUUCAGUAUUGUCCGGGCUCUUGCGGAAGACGCGGUUAAAUGAGAACUGGCGCUUUGCGGGGAACGGGUUUGUCGGCAGGCCAGGGAAGGCUGUGGUGCCGCUGCCCGUGGUGGCGGUUGAGUCUGCGCGUGCGCCGCGGUACGAUGUAUCGCUGUCAAAGGUGAUGUGGUGCUGCUGUUGAUGCUCAUGGCGAGGGAAGUAGGUGCCCUGCUCGAGGUCCUCGUCGACGGCAGAGUGAGGGUGUGGCGGGAUGUCGUUCAAGGGAACAGCGCGGAUGCCGGGGCUGCGCAUCUUGCCGUCCUCGUCGCCGUACGACGGGGGCAUUGUGGCGUUUGUGCGAGCGCGGCCGCGGAUGCUGCCGACAAUCGAUGAGAGCAUAGUGCUAGGGCGGCUGACGGGGCGUGUCUGAUCGAGUUCUUCUUGUGUUGGGAAGUAGGACAUGCCGAGCGGAGGGUGCUCGCUGGGAGGGGGCGGCGUGAAAGUCGGCACGGGCACGGGGACUUCGCCGGGAGCAGUGACGGCGCGGCCGCGGCGGCUGGCGAGGGUCUUGCGGCGUCGUAGACCGUCCCAUUCGUAUUGAACAGGCUGGCCGUCUUCGCUGAUGGCGCCGAGGCCGUCCAUGGACUUUUCCUCGUGCAGGCGCUGCAGCUCGUUGGCUUCCAUGCGCAUGCGCACCUGUGAGAUGCGGCGGACAAUGGCGGCUGCCCCUCGGAUGGCAUCGGCCUUGGGCUCUGAUUCGGGCUGUUCUUGCUCGGCAAUCGUCUGGAUCUGGUCGAGGUCGCCGCGGAACACGGCGGUAUCGGGAACAUCCUUGGCGGACUUGGACAGUUGCAGCAGCACGACACCGGAGCAAAUGACAAGGAACCCGAGCACGACCGUUACUAUGUCCUGAGGGGUGCCCUUGAAGCCGCGGAAGAGGACGGAAGAGGUGAUGAUGGUGGUGCUGGUAAAGUAGACGUAGUAUGUGGGUGUGACCAUGGCGGCGUUGAAGAGGUUAAGCGCUUUCUGUAGAAGGGUUGGUUGUUAGCAAUGGAUGAGGAAGGGAUUCAAUUGUAGACUUGCAUUGAGGUAGAUGAUUUCGGUGAGAAGCGUGCCAAUGACAAAGACGAAGAGAAUCCAGAGAAAGGGUUCCUUGUACUGAGGCUGGCCGCCUAUCCAGGCAAUGAUGGAGGCACCAAGGCCCUGUGUGCAAACGACACUGAGGCCACCAAUCCAACUGCAGAUGGAGAUGUAGACAAGCAUGUUCUUGUUGCCGUAUUUGGGGGCGACAAACCAUGCGACAGCUAUCGAGCCGACAAUGAUGAUGCCUGCAUAAGUCAAGAAACCCGGCGAUAUCAUAAAGUGCUGCAUUUCCUGAAUGUUUGCGACGGACGACUCUUGCGGCGCAUGCAAGACGAUGACGACGGAGCCCACUAUGCACAGAAAACAAGCGACCUUGCCGACGAUACUGAGCCGCUCCUUGAGGAAAAUGGCAGACAGGACGGUGGUGAUAACGACCGACAGGGCUCCAAGCGGCGUGACGAGAAUGGCAUCCGUAAAGGCAUACGCGACAAAGUUGCAGAUCUCGCCGACAAUCAUGAGCGUCAUGCCCGCCCACCAGUAAAAGUUUUUGAGGUAGCCGUAGCCCUCGCCGGCAACUUCGUUAUACUUGUCGUUGGCUUUGAGCAGGCCGACCUUUUUCAGGACAAACGAGGUGCCAAUAAAGGCGCCCGAGCCGACAGCCAGGCCAAUACCCACGGCUUUGUAGAAGGCCGGGCGAUCGUUGCCCGUAGCCAGCCGGGCCGCAAUGUCCGAGGUAUGGUCCAUGUAGUCCAUUGUAUGUGUGACAAUCUAUAGAUUUCGGAGGAGGAGGAGGAAAAAAAAGACAGGCAAGGCCGCGUCGAGGCUGGCCCAGCUGUAGAAGCGGGAGGAGGAGGAGGGGAGACGAGGAGCUGGUACUAGAGACUGUGCUGCUGCAUCUGUUGGCGGGGGUUGUAUUCUCUUUGUGUAUUUCGGUGUCGAGUGCGAAAUUCGAAAAGAGUCGUGAAUGCUUAUGCGUCUUGUAAAAAGAGGAAGAGUGGCUGGGCUGGCGGUUCAAGAACAAUGAUGGUUGUGUCGUUUAAAGGAGCACGUCGGCUGCGUCCUAGC
Molecule: messenger RNA, 3740 nt
Organism: [Torrubiella] hemipterigena
Lineage: Eukaryota; Fungi; Ascomycota; Sordariomycetes; Hypocreales; Clavicipitaceae
Source: the annotation of a GenBank genome assembly